Molecule: messenger RNA, 2942 nt
Organism: Blepharisma stoltei
Lineage: Eukaryota; Ciliophora; Heterotrichea; Heterotrichida; Blepharismidae
Source: the annotation of a GenBank genome assembly
AUGGGAGGCAGAAAUGGCACUCUUGUUCAUGAAUAUUGUUCACCAAUACCUGGAACUGAAUCAGAAUUCGAUAGUCCGAUUUACCGUCACCCUGAAUUUAUUGAUGGCUUAGUCCCUUCUGAAGUAUGUUAUGUUAUGUUAUGUUAUGGAUUAAUGUUUAAAGUCUCUUCUUCCAGUAGCGUGUUGGCACAAGCGAAUUGGGUGGACUUCCACCUCUGGUUCCUCUGAGCCCGGGCCGAAACCCCCGGUUUCUCGGUAGUGGGUUUGCCUUUUUGUGUGUCCGCAGACCCUUGCUGGGCACCACCAUUUCCAACUCAGUCCCUUCGCCCGUCUAAGGCCAACUGUACCUACCCUGGCCGGUGUCGCCACAAUAAAGGGCCCUUUAAACCGGAGGGACCGCCGUCUUGCAAGUCUAGCCUGCCUCCCCUUUUUACCAGGUCAUCCCUGAGUAAAAACUCAACGACUUCCGUCGUUCGGGGCAAAGCCAUCAAAAGCAGCCUGAGCAGGGAAAUCACCCUGCUCCAUUUCGGGCACCCACUGGCUAGGGCGCUGCUGGAAAAAGGAUUCACGAUUAACUGCCCAAGGAUCUGGCCACAAAUCAGCGGGUCUGUGCGUUCGCCCAUCGCCUCUGGGCUCCAGAUAUUGCUGGACUUAAUCAUUCCUCCUAAAAACCAUGCCCGGAUAUACAUGGGUUACCGUCACACGAGAGGACGGGUCGGACGUCAUACGCCAUUUUAUGUAUAUUCCCUUCUGAAGUAAAAGGGCAAAAAACUCUUUAUGAUUGCUUCUUACAGUCAGUUGCUGAUUAUCCGAAUAGGCCUUUUUUAGGCUCCAGAAAAUCUGAUAGAAGGCAUGAAUAUCAGUGGAUUACAUAUAGGCAGGCGCAUGAAAGGAUUGAAAAAAUCGCUUCAGGUCUUGAUUUACUGAAUUUAUUUCCCGACGAAAACGGGACUAAAAUUUUAGGAAUUUUGUCAAAAAAUAGAGAAGAAUGAAUUUUGCUAGAAAUUGCUUGCAUGAGUAAAAGGAUUGCAAGUUUCGGGUUUUUUGAUAUGCAGAGAGGAGAGUUUAUUGCGAAUAUGAUAAAGCAAGUAGGAUUAAAAUACAUGUGCUGCAGCUCAAGCAAUUUUUCUAGGCUAAUAAGUCUCAAAGAGGAAGGACAAAUUCCUACACUUGAGCUGAUAAUCCAAUUUGAAGACUUAAAUAAUGAAGAAAGAAAGCACGCUGCAAAUGCUGAUAUAGAAAUUGCCCGAUGAUGGCGCUCAAUGCGUCAUCAUCGGGCAACGCCUUUUCAGGGUCAACUGGAAAAGGGUUCCACGUGUGGAACCCUUUUUAACACGUGGAGAAUCCUCACUUUUACGCGUCAAAAAGGGUUCCACACGUAGAACCCGUUUCCCGUGUGGACCCUUAAAAAACGUUGCCCGAUGAUGACGCUGUGAGUGCCAUCAUCGGGCAAUCAGUAUAUAAGAACAAUCUCAUUUAGAGAAUUAGAAUGUUUAAGCCUUGAAGAAAGAAAACAAGGAAACUCAGCGAAGUCCACCAUUUCUGUAGAGAAUGUGCCAGAAAGAUUUGAGGUUAAGCUGAGCCCGGAUGACAUUUUUACACUAUGCAGCACAAGUGGAACUACAGGGUAUCCUAAAGCUGCAAUUAUUUCGCACAAGAAUAUUGUUUCUUCUAUAGCAAGCGCAAGGGCAUGCGGACUGGGAUUUGACAGGAUUAGCGACACACACAUUUCAUAUAUAUCAAUGGCUCAUCUUAUGGAAAGAUGGCUGUUAUAUUUGGUCGCUUUUAAUGGUGGAAAAGUGGGGUUUGCCUCAGGGGAUUCGACCGAGUUUGCAGAGGAUCUUCAAAUUCUCAAGCCAACCGUCUUGCUUACAGUUCCGAGGAUGAUGCACAGGCUAUAUAUUUUAAUUAAUCAAGAGUUUUCGAAGCAAAGAAAUCUCAAAGGCUUUCUUCUCAGGUCAGCUUUGAAAAGAAAAUUUGAAAAUUAUGACAAGAAUGGGUCAAUUAAGCAUGCAAUAUGAGAUAAAUUGGUACUCAAAGCAGCAAGAAGAAUUUUGGGAGGCAAGAUAAGGGUCCUAUGUACAGGAUCUGCGCCGAUGAACUCAAAAAUCCUCAAAGAGCUCAGGAUCAUAUUAUCUUGCAGCAUUCUUGAAGGCUAUGGACUAGUUGAAGGAUCCAUUGCUUGCUUAUGCUCAAUGCCUGGAGACAAUUCUUUAGGCCACGUCGGCGGUCCAUCUCCAGGAUUAGAAAUGAAAUUAAGCAAAGAAAACCUACCAGAAGAUUUCAAAUUUGAAGAAUACAAAGGCAAGAUAGGAGAGUUGUGCUUGAGAGGUGACUCAGUUUUUGUUGGGUAUUAUAGUGUUGGUCAUUCAAAAGAGCAAGUCAAUAUCAUUGAUAAAUAUGGCUGGCUGCACACUGGCGAUAUUGCUGCAAUCUUACCUGAUAGAAACGCCGUAGCAAUUAUUGAUAGGAAAAUAAAUAUACUUAAGCUUGCUAAUGGAGAAUUUAUAGCUAUCGAAAGGCUUGAAACUAUUUACCAUUCAAGUAGCUUUGUUAAACAAAUUUAUCUGCAUGCUGAGCCGACUGGGAUGAGUAUCGUUGGAAUUGUAGUCCCUGAUGAAAUGUAUAUAAAAGAAAGCUGAGCUCAUGAAAAUCGAGGUUUUGAAAAUAGAAGCUAUGAAGAAAUUUGCAGCUCAGAAGAAUUAAAAACAGCGAUUUUGCUAGAUUUAGCAGAAAUCGCUUCACAAAAAUCUUUAUUGCCUUAUGAGCAAGUAAGCACGAUUUAUAUUGAAAAAACUCCAUGAACGCCUGAAAAUUUUUUGACUGACACUUUAAAAAUGCAAAGAUUCAAGAUAAAGCAACACUAUCAAAAUGUUAUAAAUGAAAUGUUACCAGAAGGCAUCUAUAAAUCACCGAAUCUUGAAAUAAUUAUGAGUAAAUAA